AUGAGUAACCUACCGUUUCUGAGGUCGCAGUACGAGAAGGAGGGAUCAUACGUAUCAUUACAGACCAAAUUCAACUACGCCUGGGGUCUGAUCAAGUCCAACAACCGAGCCGAGCAGCAAGAAGGCGUACGCCUGCUCUCCGACAUCUUCCGCGCCAGUGUCGAGCGCCGCCGAGAAUGCCUAUACUAUCUGGCCCUGGGCAACUACAAGCUCGGCAACUAUGCCGAGGCAAGGAGAUAUAAUGACAGCCUGAUGGAGCUCGAGGAAGGAAAUAUGCAGGCGCAGAGUCUACGAGAACUUAUCGACGACAAAGUAGCCAAGGAGGGUAUGAUGGGCAUGGCAAUCGUGGGUGGUCUGGCGGCAGCCGCUGCAGUAGGAGUCGGCAUGUUAGUCAGAGGAUCACAGAGGAAGAGAUGA
Recurvomyces mirabilis is the source of this 417-nucleotide messenger RNA. RefSeq names its product mitochondrial membrane protein (gene FIS1). Gene Ontology annotation, cellular component: mitochondrial outer membrane; peroxisomal membrane. Bases 1 to 417 code for a protein of 138 amino acids. The transcript has 2 exons. Gene Ontology annotation, molecular function: protein binding. NCBI's taxonomy places the organism in Eukaryota, Fungi, Ascomycota, Dothideomycetes, Mycosphaerellales, Teratosphaeriaceae. Gene Ontology annotation, biological process: autophagy of mitochondrion; mitochondrial fission; peroxisome fission. The record is from RefSeq and is a predicted model, not a curated record.